Molecule: messenger RNA, 954 nt
Organism: Vigna angularis (adzuki bean)
Lineage: Eukaryota; Viridiplantae; Streptophyta; Magnoliopsida; Fabales; Fabaceae
Exons: 2
Coding region: 1-954 (317 amino acids)
Biological process (GO): DNA integration
Molecular function (GO): nucleic acid binding
Source: RefSeq, a predicted model, not a curated record
AUGCAAAGUGUUGGAGCAUCCAGUGAAGCACACGGCUGCCACAUGAAGAAGCUGCAGCCACUGUCACGGCAUGAAGAAGAAGCAGCUGGUCCAGCAGAGGCAGCAGUUCACGGCUGGCUGGAAGAAAGAAGCAAGGUGCUGCAUGGUGAUGGAGGUGCAGCUGGUUCAGAAAAGCAAGAGAAGAAUUGGAGGAAGCAUGGGAGGUUUGGGGUUCCGAAGGCAAUAAUUAGUGAUCAAGGCACACACUUCUGCAAUCAGCUCAUAGCAACACUUCUGAGCAGAUAUGGAGUCAAACAUAAGGUGUCUACACCUUACCACCCACAAAUAAAUGGGCAGGUAGAGGUGUUUAACAUAGAAGUAAAGAAGCUGCUCCAAAAACUGGUCCAGCCAAAUAGGAAGAAUUGGAGUGAGUUGCUAGAUGAAGCAUUAUGGGCACAAAGGACAGCAUACCGUACACCUCUUGGGAUGUCACCUUUCAGGAUAGUAUUUGGUAAAUCAUGCCAUUUACUAGUAGAGAUUGAACACAAGGCAUUCUGGGCUGUUAAGAGGUGCAAUUUGGAGUAUAAUGAAGCUGGGAAGCAGAGGAAAUUGCAGCUACAAGAGCUGGAUGAAAUCAGGCUGGAGGCUUAUGAGAACUCAAGGUUUUAUAAAGAGAAAGUGAAGAGGUUUCAUGGUAUGAAUAUAUCAAGGAAAGAGUUCAGCAUUAGGCAGAAAGUGCUCCUGUACAACUCCAAGAUGAAGCUGAUAGCUGGCAAGCUUAGAUCAAAAUGGGAAGGUCCAUAUAUAAUAGUCAAAAUAUUCCCAAAUGGGGCAGUGGAGAUUAGGAAACCAGAGGCUGAUAAGUCAUUCACGGUCAAUGGUCAUCAAUUAAAAAUCUUCCAGGAGAAGCAGCCUUUAGAAAAUGAGAAAAGUACAUUGCAGUUCAAUGAUCCAGUUCUAGAAAAUCUACCUUGA